AUGGCUGGGACCAACUGCCACGCCAUUGUCUUUGCCAAGGUGCCUUCAGAAAUUUACCGACCCCGGAAGGCCAUUCAAGCGCCGUACAAGGAGGCCGUCCAGCCAAUCCUCUUCUGGCCGAAGGGAGGUGGCGCACUCGCCGAAGACAUGCAGCCACGCAUGGGCUACAGCAUCAUGGGCACCUUCACAAGGUGGCGGCCGCAGCCCAUGGAGAUGGAAGGACCAGGCGUGUACGGGGCCACCAUCAUCCUCAGCGAGAACAGGUGGGAGCGCUUCCAAAUUGCCGUGGAUGGUGACACCGCGCGUGUGCUCCACCCGGUCCUGCCUCAGGGCGACAAGUGCUGUCCUGUUGCAGGGCCCGAGGCUGUGCUUCAGAUCCUCAGCUGGCACAUCGAGGGCCGCCCCAAAGGUGCAGUGCAGGCCGAGGACCUGCCGGACACGAGCCAGCAGAAGCAGCUCACCAUCGGUGACAGCAACGCUUGGACUGUCAUAGUACCUGAUGAGCUGCCUUCCUUCGACGACCAGACGGCCGUCGCAGGGGACAGGUUUCGGGUCCGUCUACACGUUCAGGGGCGCUGGAGGAUGGUAGACUGGGAGAAGCUGCCGAAGGAUGAGGAAACGGACACGCCUGCCGACCGAGCCUUCCGGGCAAGCUUGGAUGGACUCGUUGGCACUUACCAGGUUGUUGGCAGCUGGACAAUGAACGAUUGCCAGUUCUCACUGACUGUAGCACAGCCGCCCCGUGGUUCGGACUACGCGGAUGCGGCGCCUUCGCCUGCCGAGGCCGAGCUCGCGGCUGCGCAGCCGCACAGGCGAUGGGGUGGCGACGGCAGCGGACGCCCAGGCCGAGACGGUCUGAGGGAAGCGCUCGGCCUCGGCCUGGUCGGCGGAGCAGCGCUGCUCUGCCAGAGACAUGAUGGAGUGCGUGCGGGUCAGGCACCAGCGAAAUUCUCGGCUUGCGAGGAAAGCUCAAGUGAAAGGCUCCCUUCUCUGGCGCGGACACUGCCUUGCGGCCUGCCCGUUCUGGACCAGAUCGCUUGGUGGGACGCGGGGGGCGAGAUCCCCUACACGGGGAAGCUUCGGGCUUUGCUCGAGGCUGGCGGCGCGAGUUUUUACGACGAUGACCAUCGCAACUUCCUGAAAUCGCCGAUGGUUUCCUUGGUGGCCAUAGGUGGUGUUCCAGUGAGGCCCACAUCAACUGAUACGUUAGAGAUGCUGUAUGGAGACGUGGUCGUGCCCGUGCCUCUCGAAAGCAUUCGCAAGGCAUUGCGAAACCAGAUGGGCAUGACGGCCAUGUUCUCCUAUCUCAACCGCAGAGCUGUGCCGGCGGAGGAGAUGUGGGAGGUUGUUUCCAGUCUUGGCCAUUUCUCCGUUGGUCAUGCUGCCCACCUAUCCUUUGUGCUUGUCGGUCAUAGCUGCGCAGUGGAGAAUGAAAUCAACAGCCAGCGAGAUGUUGUACAUUUGGGACGUCUGACAGUGGCCAGAACCAGGGCACAGAAGGAUCCUCCACUGGUCGUCCAGCUGCCAGAACUACUGCCAGCGUACAAGGAGCUCCGCCAGAAGGUUGAGGAAUGCGUCCUCGCUGAAGUGGACAAGCGGCCUAAGAGUAAGUCAAUCUCCAUCCAAGAUUGGCAGGAAGCUCUGUAUUUGGGAUGGCCAUCUGCGAAGGCGCAUGUCGCCGUUCUGACGGGCAGCCUUCGCAACCUUCAGAAGUUGGUGGGCAGCAUCGAUGAUGAGGGGAAGGAGGCCGAGUAUCGCGCCCUUCUGUGGCAGAUUGCUGUUGCGUGCAACAUCCUGCUGCCAGACAUGUUUCCGGAUCCCAGCAAGUGUCCCAAUGGCAUGCGAGCUGUGGCACUGGCAGGUAGGCACUUGCACCGAGUUGAGGUGACAAUCCCGGUAACCGGAGAUCAGCAAUUCCACCUCCUGCGGAAUGAAGAUCGGAACCAGGUGAUUGGGCCUGAAACGCUCUUGUCUCGAGUUCCUGGUCGAGCUGUGCUGCGUGCAUGGGAUCAGCGCAGCUCGCUCAACUCCUGGGCGUUCCGUGCCUCUGCGGGCGACGUAUUCAGGAUUGAGUACGAGCGGCAGGACGAAGCAGGAGAAGACAUGAUGAAGGUCAACUGGGAGCGUGUCAGCACUGACGCCCCAGUGCCGGAGGAGUUGGUGCUUCUACAUCUGCGACGGAAAUACAUGGUACGACUCUGCUUCGGAAGCUGGAGCAACCAUUCUUACAAAAUGGCCUGGCAAGGAAGUUACUUCCACCUCUUCUUAGAGCUUAACGAGCUUGCGAAGGUUAGCUUCGUAAUCUACGAGGACGGCCAAACUACCAGAUGCCUUUUCCCAUCGGUGAAGGACGCCAACCCGCAUGAGGGACACGAGCUGCAAGGCCCAGGCCCUGCGACCGAGGGUCUCUUCUGGACGAUCGGAGCGCACGACAAGGACCAGGCAAUGAACGGAAGUCGCUACGAGCUUCGCCUGCACCUGGAGGGCAACGUGCCGAUGUCCGUUGACUGGGUCCGAGUGAAGUCGACAAAGGGCCUGGAGGAUGCAGCUGCCAAGGGCAACUUCGUCGCAUGGCUACCAGCCGCCAACUGA
This is a messenger RNA of Symbiodinium sp. CCMP2456, 2592 nucleotides long. The record is from the annotation of a GenBank genome assembly. NCBI's taxonomy places the organism in Eukaryota, Dinophyceae, Suessiales, Symbiodiniaceae.